UUUGGAUGUGCGGAUUGCCUCGACGCGAGCGGCCGCCGCCGCCUGCACCACGCCGUAUUCGUGUGUCAAAUACUCUUCUGACAAGUGACAACUGACAAGCAACCCGCCACCAGCGCCGUUGUCUACCUCGACUGCGGCAACCUUCUCCCGCUGCCUUCCCGCGUGAUCUCAACUUGGGCAGGAUGCGAUAUACCAGUUGCUGUUGGUAUUAAACAGCACGCACCAACAAUGAGCCUUGCCAAUGCCCCGAAAUCCGCCGCCGCGCUCUAUUCCUCCCUGCUCCAGAGCUCUAUGGGCGCUAACGCGUUUCGGCAAGGCAAAUCCGUGCACCACCGGGCCAUCAUCACGUCUUCCGCCUCACCUCCGGACCUCCACCUGAAUACCAAGCUCGUCAUUUUCUACUCUCACUUCGGCGACGUUGCGGCCGCACGCAGGGUGUUCGACGGGAUGCCGCACAGGAGUGUCGUGUCCUGGACUGCCAUGGUCUCUGGGUACGCCAAGAACAGCCGUCCCCAGGAGGCGCUGGACCUGUUUGCGUUCAUGCUCCGGUCCGGCGCCAGGCCGAACCAGUUCACGUUCGGGAGCGCGGUGAGGGCAUGCACGGGCGCCCGCUGCGCGAGGAGCGGGGAGCAAAUUCACGCGUGUGCGGCUAAAGGGAGGUUCGCAGGCGACAUGUUUGUGCAGAGCGCGCUCAUGGACAUGCAUCUCAGGUGCGGGUCAGUAGGGGACGCGAGGCGACUGUUUGCGGAGAUGGAGAGGAAAGACUUGGUGUCCUGGAAUUCCCUGAUGAGGGGGUUUGUGGAGAGGGAGCAUUGUAAUGAUGCGCUUGGAUUGUUUGAUUCAAUGCUGAGAGAUGGGAUGCUACCUGAUCAUUUCACAUUUGGAAGUGCUCUAAAGGCAUGUGGAGCAAUCAGUGUGCUUUUCAAUGUGGAGCUAAUUCACGCUUGCAUCAUCAAGCUUGGUUAUUGGGACGAAAACGUCGCUAUUGCAUCACUUAUUGAUUCUUAUGCAAAAUGUCGGAGCUUAAGCAGUGCGAGGGUGAUAUAUGAUUCCAUGUGUGAACCAGACCUCGUGUCAUCUACAGCAUUGAUCAGUGGGUACUCCAUGGAUAGGAACUAUAGUGAUGAUGCAAUGAAGCUUUUCUGUAAGAUUCAUCGAAAGGGUUUAAGAAUUGAUGCUAUUCUGUUAAGCUCCUUGCUUGGUGUUUGUGCUAAUGUAGCAUCAAUAAAAUUUGGGACACAAAUUCAUGCUUACAUGCACAAGAAGCAACCUAUGGGUGAUUUGGCAUUGGACAACGCUCUUGUUGACAUGUAUGCAAAGUCAGGAGAAUUUUUGGAUUCCAGACGCGCUUUUGAUGAAAUGCCCAACAGAAAUGUGAUUUCGUGGACUUCACUUAUUACUUCCUGUGCACAACAUGGUUUUGGAGAAGAUGCUGUGACCCUUUUUGCUAGGAUGGAGGAGGAUGGUGUGAAGCCAAAUGAUGUGACAUUCCUUUCUCUUCUAUCAGCAUGCAGCCAUUCUGGUAUGAUGAACAAAGGGAUGGAAUAUUUCACUUCUAUGAUGAGCAAGUAUGGUAUUGAUCCAAGAUUUAAGCAUUACAGCUCUGCUGUUGACCUUCUUGCUCGUGGUGGUCAGUUAGAAGAUGCAUGGAUGCUUGUUCAAAAUACGAAUACUGAGUGCAAGUCAUCAAUGUAUGGUACAAUGCUUGGAGCUUGCAAGGUACAUGGCAACAUGCCUCUUGGAGAAACUGCGGCUAAGAAUCUUUUGAGUAUAGAUCCUGAGAGUUCUGUGAACUAUGCUGUCCUUGCAAACAUGUAUGCAGAAUCCCAUUUAUGGGAGGAUGCUCAGAGAACAAGAAAAUUAUUGGUGGAGACAUCCAAAGGAAAAGAAGCUGGUUUCAGUGUCAUAUCAAGAUAGGUAACGGUCAACAAAGAUAUUUUCAUCUGCAGAAAUGAAAGGGAAUGGCUAUUUGCCUCUAAAAAUGAUCAAGAUUAAUCUGAAACCCUGAUCUUCUUUUGACUAUGGUCCAAGAUCCCAGAUGGACUUUAGAUCCAACGUACAUGACAGCUGUUGAAUUGAAACACUGAGUCACUGACCUUGUGAAGACUUAAGAGCUUCGACCGAUCUGUAUGCAGAGCCACACGAUGACUGCAACUGGUGUGCAGUGUUCUCUUUUUCUGCUUACUCCCUGUUUUCUGGGACUUCAUACACUGUAAAUUGUUGUACCUUUUCACCUACUUAAUGCAAAGGCAGAGCACCUGCCAUUUCGUGUUUUAAAAAAAAUGGAGCUUACAAUUUAUCAAUAGAUAGUGGAAAUGUGUA
Zea mays is the source of this 2322-nucleotide messenger RNA. RefSeq names its product pentatricopeptide repeat-containing protein At3g20730. Gene Ontology annotation, molecular function: RNA binding; protein binding. The record is from RefSeq and is a predicted model, not a curated record. The coding region runs from base 229 to 1917 and encodes 562 amino acids. The transcript has 2 exons. Gene Ontology annotation, biological process: RNA modification. NCBI's taxonomy places the organism in Eukaryota, Viridiplantae, Streptophyta, Magnoliopsida, Poales, Poaceae.